This is a messenger RNA of Oncorhynchus nerka (sockeye salmon), 2770 nucleotides long. RefSeq names its product putative protein FAM47C. The transcript is spliced from 2 exons. Bases 191 to 1426 code for a protein of 411 amino acids. The record is from RefSeq and is a predicted model, not a curated record. Lineage: Eukaryota; Metazoa; Chordata; Actinopteri; Salmoniformes; Salmonidae.
GCCAAUCCAAUUAUUGCAUGAACUGCGAGCUUUUUAAAUUUUAGGUGUCCAAAUACCUUAGAAAAUGUGGUAGUAAUCUUGCUAAGACCAGAAGAGCUGAGAAGGAAAAGAAAGGGACCCUGGGCACAGGCUGGAGAAUAUCGCCGCCCCAAGGCUGAGCUGGAGGCAGCGAAAGCCGAGAGGCGGUGGUAUGAGGAGGCAGCGCGGCUGGAAGCCAGAGAGGCAAUCCCAAACAUUUCUUGGGGGGAGGCACACGGGGAGUGUGUCGAAGUCAGGUAGGAGACCUGCGCCAACUCCCCGUGCUUACCGUGGAGAGAGAGGGACCGGGCAGGCACCGUGUUAUGCCGUGAGGCGCACGGUGUCCCCGGUGCGCAGGCAUAACCCGGUGCGGUACGUAGCAGCGCCUCGUAUCGGGCGGGCUAGAGUGGGCAUCGAGCCAGGUGCCAUGAAGCCGGUUCAGCGCAGCUGGUCUCCAGUGUGUCUCCUCGGGCCGGGGUACAUGGCACCAGCCCUACCCGUGGUGUCCCCGGUUCGCCAGCACAGCCCAGUGCGGGCUAUUCCACCUCGCCGCACUGGCCUGGCUAUGGGGAGCAUUCAGCCAGGUAGGGUUGGGCAGGCUCGGUGCUCGAGAGCUCCAGUGCGCCUUCACGGUCCGGUCUAUCCGGUGCCACCUCCACGCACCAGCCCUCCUGUGGCAGCCCCCUGCACCAGGCUGUCUCUCCAUCUCCUUCCUACAGGUGCUCCCGCCUGCUCAGCGCUGUCAGAGUCUUCCUCCUGCCCAGCGCUGCCAGAGUCUCCCGUCUAUCCUGAGCUGCCGGAGUCUCCCGUCUGUCCGGAGCUGCCGGAGUCUCCUGUCUGUCCGGAGCUGCCGGAGUCUCCCAUCUGUCCGGAGCUGCCAGAGUCUCCCGUCUGUCCGGAGCUGCCGGAGUCUCCUGUCUGUCCGGAGCUGCCGGAGUCUCCCAUCUGUCCGGAGCUGCCGGAGUCUCCCGUCUGUUCUGAGCUGCCGGAGUCUCCCGUCUGUUCUGAGCUGCCGGAGUCUCCCGUCUGUCCGGAGCUGCCGGAGUCUCCCGUCUGUCCGGAGCUGCCGGAGUCUCCCGUCUGUCCGGAGCUGCCUGAGUCUCCCGUCUGUUCUGAGCUGCCGGGGCAGUCAGUCAGCCAGGAGCUGCCGGGAUCGCCGGCGCUGCCGGAAUCGCCCUUCACGCCGGAGCUGCCAGAGUCUCCCGCCUGUCCGGUGCUGCCGGAAUCUCACAUCCAUUCUGGACCUGUGGCUUGGGUCCCCAGUCCGAGGUCGGCGGUAAGGGUCGCCGCGUUAAAGAGGCCACGGAGGCGGGUAAAGAGGCGGAGAAGGACUAUGGUGGAGUGGGGCCCACGUCCCGCGCCAGAGCCGCCACCGCGGACAGACACCCACCCAGACCCUCCCCUAUAGGUUUAGGUUUUGCGGCCGGGGGGUACUGUCAUGUUCUGACCUUAGUUAUUUUAUUAUGUCUUUGUUUUAGUAUGGUCAGAGCGUGAGUUGGGUGGGUUGUCUAUGUUCGUUUUUUUACGAUUUGCUAUUUCUGUGUUUGGCCUGGUAUGGUUCUCAAUCAGAGGCAGCUGUCAAUCGUUGUCCCUGAUUGAGAACCAUAUUUAGGUAGCCUAGUUUCACUUUUGAGUUGCUCUCCAUCCAACCUCACUGAGCUCGAGCUGUUUUGCAAGGAGGAAUGGGAAAAAAUGUCGGUCUCUCGAUGUGCAAAACUGAUAGAGACAUACCCCAAGCGACUUACAGCUGUAAUCGCAGCAAAAGGUGGCGCUACAAAGUAUUAACUUAAGGGGGCUGAAUAAUUUUGCACCCCCAAUUUUUCAGUUUUUGAUUUGUUAAAAAAGUUUGAAAUAUCCAAUAAAUGUCGUUCCACUUCAAUAUUGUGUCCCACUUGUUGUUGAUUCUUCACAAAAAAAUACAGUUUUAUAUCUUUAUGUUUGAAGCCUGAAAUGUGGCAAAAGGUCGCAAAGUUCAAGGGGGCCGAAUACUUUCGCAAGGCACUGUAUCUGUUGAAAAAAAGUUUGGAUGUUGCCACACACAAACCUAAUUGUUAACAAAAUGAAGGAAGUAUCCUUUAAAUGAUUCAUAAAUAUUAUCCUGCCAACCACUAUAUGAAGAAGUCUAAGGAAAACAUCAACUCAAAUUGUUCCUUUUGUAAUGACCACCCAGAAACAGUGUUGCAUCUUUUUUGGCAUUAUAUUCAUGUAAGAAAACUGAGGCAAGACAUCAGUAGAUUUAUAAUUGAACACAUUUAUGAAGAUCUUACACUAAUGUGGAUAGAUGUACUGCUUGGAUUCUUUACCUAUGAUAGAAAUAAGAUGAAACAUUUUUAUGUCAUUAAUUUCAUUAUUCUUUUGGCCAAAUGUCAUAUUCACAAAUGUAAAUUUACAAACAAACACAUUUUCUUACCUUACAAAAAUACAUUGAACUGUAUUUUAAGACAAUGAAAUACUCUACUAACAAGAAAGCUGUUAGAAUAAUAAGUGUCUGUAUGUCCCUUAAGGUCCUUGUGUAAUGUGAUAUUGUACCCCCUAGCCGUGCCCCUAGCCCUUAAGGUCCUUGUGUAAUGUGAUAUUGUACCCCCUAGCCGUGCCCCUAGCCCUUAAGGUCCUUGUGUAAUGUGAUAUUGUACCCCCUAGCCGUGCCCCUAGCCCAAUUGUCCUCUGUAUAUAUACUUGUUUCCACAUGUACUUCCUGUAUUGAUAUAUUGUUAAUACAUUUUUAAAAAUAAAAACAGUAGGCCAAUCCAAA